Synchiropus splendidus (mandarinfish) is the source of this 1938-nucleotide messenger RNA. Its product is annotated as LIM/homeobox protein Lhx8. Lineage: Eukaryota; Metazoa; Chordata; Actinopteri; Syngnathiformes; Callionymidae. Gene Ontology annotation, biological process: neuron differentiation; forebrain neuron development; regulation of transcription by RNA polymerase II. Gene Ontology annotation, molecular function: RNA polymerase II transcription regulatory region sequence-specific DNA binding; DNA-binding transcription factor activity, RNA polymerase II-specific. Gene Ontology annotation, cellular component: nucleus. The transcript has 7 exons. The coding region runs from base 41 to 988 and encodes 315 amino acids. The record is from RefSeq and is a predicted model, not a curated record.
GCUCCCUCGAGGUGAUGACCCAGACCUGCUGCACGCGGAAAUGCGCUGGAAAGGUCAAGUCAAAGUGGAGAGCCGCGACGAUGAGCGAGAGGAGGGGGCACCUGUGGAAGAGCUGGACGAGGCGGCAUCGCUACACACCAUGACCUCCACACCCCUGCUGGACAGGACCGUGUGCGCCUGCUGCGACCAGGAGAUCGUGGACAAAUAUUUAUUGAAGGUCAACAACCUGUGCUGGCACGUUCGCUGUCUCUCCUGCAGCGUGUGCCACACUGCUCUGGGCAGCCAGACCAGCUGCUACAUCAAAGAUAAAGAAGUCUUCUGCAAAAUAGAUUAUUUCAGACGGUUCGGAACGUGGUGCGCCUGCUGCGGCCGCAACAUCCACUCCACCGACUGGGUCCGCCGGGCCAAAGGCAACGUCUACCACCUGGCUUGUUUCGCCUGCUUCUCCUGCAAGAGGCAGCUGUCCACCGGGGAGGAGUUCGCCCUGGUGGAGGAGAAGGUUCUGUGUCGGGUCCACUACGACUGCAUGCUGGACAACCUGAAGAGAGCAGUGGAGAAAGGCGGCAGCGUCAACAUGGAGGGGGCUUUACCCACCGAGCAGGAGAACUCUCACCCCAAACCCUCCAAGAGAGCGCGCACCAGCUUCACCUCCGACCAGCUGCAGGUGAUGCAGGCGCAGUUUGCUCAGGACAAUAACCCGGACGCUCAGACGCUGCAGAAGCUGGCAGAACAGACGGGACUGAGCCGACGGGUCAUACAGGUCUGGUUCCAGAACUGCCGAGCUCGUCACAAAAAGCACGUGAGCCCCAACCACACUUCCAGCACGCCGAUGACGUCCCUGCAGCCCCCCCGCCUGGCCCAGCCCACCCCCACACCGGAGGAGCUGCAGUACACGGCCUACGGGGGUCCGGAGGGCUCCAUGCUCUCGGCACUGCACUCUUUCAUAGACAGUGAGCACCAGGCCUUUUAUGACCUCGCUUACCAUUGAUCUUGGGAGCCAAGCAAACAAACAAGGCCAUCCUGGAACUGAAUAACUGCACAAACAGCAUGUGAAAUCUUUUCAACGUGGUGACGCAAAUCAUGAUCGACACAAAAAUUUGAAACUUAACCUUGGCCAAAGGUCUAAAACCAAUCUGGAUCCGUGGAGCUUUAACCAGAUCCGAUUUAUCUUUCUAUUACAGUAUGUUGAGCAGUGAAAUCCUGAAGUGGGCAGGGAAGAUUCGGUCUCAAAACAUCACGAGACACACAUCCAAAGAUGAGCAUUUGCCAAAUUGCCUUUAAAAAAACGUCCACAUUCUCCAAUUGAAAAUGAUCCACAGAGUAUAUUUUACGACAGAUGCCAUGUGAAUUGGGGUGUUGUUCCUGCCGUAGAGCAAAAAAAUAUGAAUAAAUAACAGGUCAGCACUUCAAAACUCAGACCAAUUGUUGAGCAUCAAAUACAACAAGAGAAGAUUCAAUCAGGAUUAAAUCCAGGGAUGAGUGAGACCAAGAAUAAAAAAGGAAACAAUACUCAACUUGUCAAUGUUCGUGUGGGGUUUCAAGCUCUGAACUGAGAUGAUAGUUAUGUGAAGAAAGUGUGUAUUGCUCUCCCUGUGGGGACAUUGUGAGGUUUCUCCUUGCCAUAAUGCUUUCCUCAGCCUCUCACCUUGAACCUCACCAUCCAAGACAAACGGCUCACCUGAACCAAACUGAAAACUCAUGAUAAAGACCCAGUUAUUUCUUCACUCUCAAAUUGAGGUUUGCACCUGUGGGGACCGGGAGAAUGUCCCCACGAAGACACACUCACAUCAGUCAUCUCGAUGUUAAGUAUCUUGUAAAUAUCCGUCUCCACUCUGCCACUCAGCACCGCUCGUGUGGAGCCGACUUCUGUGUCUGUGACAUGGACUUACUGUUGUGAAAGUGAUGGCAGUCACCUGUUAAUAUGGCUAUUUAAUUUAU